Molecule: messenger RNA, 1592 nt
Organism: Ipomoea triloba (trilobed morning glory)
Lineage: Eukaryota; Viridiplantae; Streptophyta; Magnoliopsida; Solanales; Convolvulaceae
Exons: 9
Coding region: 324-1313 (329 amino acids)
Cellular component (GO): membrane
Source: RefSeq, a predicted model, not a curated record
GAUGAUAAACCGCGUGGACUACUUUCUUUCUUUCUGCCACUCUCUUCUUUCUUCAAUUCAACAUCUCUCUCUCCCACUGCAUCCUUCAGUACUGUAUCCGUGGACCCAUCGAUUGAGCGGACCUCCGAACUAAACCCCGCAAAUUCAGCAUCGGAUGGUUAUCGUUGAGGAUUAAUUAGCACUAUAGCAGAUUCCCCAUUUCCCGCCUGGGGUUUUGAUUCUUCAUCACAAUCAUAUUUCACAGAGAAAGGGUAAUGAUGCACUGAUUCCCAAGAUUGCACGAAUCAAGUAGUGGGUUCUCGAACCACACUUGGUGGCCAAUCAUGACAUCCGACACAAAUACUCUAGGUUACUGGUUGAACUGGAGAUUCCUAGUCUGUGCCAUAUGGGUCUUUGCAGCUAUGGUGGUUUCUGCACUGAUAGUUUGGAGGUAUGAAGGCUCACCAAAAUCGAGAAAUCAGCACAGGGAGGAUCGGCAAGAAAAAAUAGGGACUUUGCACAAGGAUGAAGUUUGGAAGACAUGUCACAAAUCCAUCCAUCCUGUUUGUCUACUUACUUACAGGAUACUUGCUUUUCUGGUGCUUCUUGCAUUGCUCACUGCAGAUGCUGUCGUCCAUGGUGGUGGCAUAUUUUACUAUUACACUCAGUGGACAUUCACUCUGGUGACCAUCUACUUUGGGCUAGGAUCUGUACUAUCCAUUUACGGGUUGAAAUCUCGUAAAGAAAUCUCUGCUGAGAGGGUUAACUUUGUAAGUUCAGAUGCCGAGAGAGGCACUUACGUGGCUCCUGCACUUGGGGAUAAUGCAAGUGCGCCUUGUAUACCCAGUAGCUUGAAUCCCCAAGAUGAACCACCUCUUCUGGAUGCUGCAGGCUUUUGGGACUAUGCCUUGCAAAUCAUUUUCCAGAUGUGUGCAGGGGCAGUGGUGCUUACGGACUUUGUUUAUUGGCUCAUAAUUUACCCAUUUCUCACUACCAAUGAUUACAAGUUAAAUUUUCUGGUCAUUUGCAUGCAUUCUGUAAACGCUGUUUGCCUUUUGGGCGAUGUCAUGUUAAAUCGCCUCCGAUUCCCUUUCUUCCGAAUUGCAUAUUUCAUCCUUUGGACAUGCGUUUUUGUCACUUUCCAGUGGAUCAUCCAUAUGUGUGUUUCACUAUGGUGGCCUUAUUCAUUUCUAGACUUGUCAUCUCAAUAUGCUCCCUUGUGGUAUUUCGGAGUUGGGGCUCUUCAUGUUCCGUGCUAUGUUAUCUUCGCACUUAUCAUAAGAAUGAAGAAGUAUUUCUUGUCGAGAUUUGUCCAGACUCCUAUAGAAAUAUAAGGCUGAGAAAGAUGGAAGGCUAUGAAAUAUGAUUCUUAGACCAAAUAGAUUGACCUGCACAAAUUCUCUAAUACUUGAUUUUCAGAAGUGUUUUGGUGAAUAUACUCUCAUUAAGUAAUUCUCUCCUGUAGUAUUACUCCCAUAAAAGGAAUAUAUGAAUUGUUCAUUUGCAAAAAGCUUUGUUACUCUUGAUGAACAAAGCUUUGUUACCUGAAAUUGGCAAAAAGUUGAAAACAUGGCAGAAAUUUAGCAUCAAAUUCAGAUUCUGGUUGAUCUUUA